GAUGCUGUUUUGCUUUGAGGUGGUGAACGGUAUUUCUUCGUAAAUUAUGUUAUUUAUCUCCUGAUCUCACCUCCUCUUGAAAUAUUACUAGAGGACACUUUAAGAGUAUCCAAAGUAUUUGAAAUUUAAUCGUAAAACUUGUGACAUGCAUGUCGUUGAGCACGGGAAGUAAUUGUUUCCCGGCAGUGUUUUGCUUUUUAUGUGACAAAGGUUAAAGCGUAUGGCGACUGGGCUGAGCCUGAAUUUGGAACCAGCGAAAGGGACAAACUCAUAUAAAGUAACGCUGGCGAACUCAUCAGUUAAGCCGAAGACCAAACCAGCACCUUUGGAGAUGUCUCGAACACAGUCCUUCACAUCAACUGACAAAGAAAAGAAUCCUCCCACCCCACGUUCCAAGAUUGGACAUCGCAGGGUGGAUGAAACAGGAGAAACCACAUACAAAAAGACUCCCUCAUCAGCACUUAUGGCAGCCAUUCAACUUGGGAUUGGAUUCACUGUUGGAAGACUAUCAGCUAAACCAGAGCGAGAUGUGUUGAUGCAAGAUUUUGCAGAAGUAGAAACUGUUAUAUUUCCAAGUGAAGGAUCAAGAGAGACCCCAUCCCAUCGGUUUAGUGAUUUUAAAUUCAAAUCAUACUCUCCAGUUGCUUUUAGAUAUUUUCGGGAUUUGUUUUUGAUGAACCCUGCUGAAUUUAUGAUGGCACUAUGUAAUGAACCGUUGGUGGAGCUUACUAAUUCAGGAGCUAGUGGUUCCCUGUUUUAUGUUACAAAUGAUGACGAAUUUAUUGUGAAAACUGUUCAACACAAGGAGGCAGAAUUUCUUCAGAAAUUGUUGCCUGGAUAUUAUUUAAAUUUAAAUCAGAACAAAAGAACAUUGUUGCCAAAGUUUUUUGGCUUAUACUGUUAUCAGUGUGGGGGAAAGAAUAUCAGAUUAGUAAUAAUGAACAACCUCCUACCUCGAGGAUACAAAAUACAUUUUAAAUAUGACCUUAAGGGCUCAACAUACAAAAGAAAAGCAUCAAAGGCAGAAAGAGCCAAAGAAACACCUACACUUAAAGACUUGGAUUUUUUGAAUGAUCACCCAGAGGGCCUUUUUCUUGAACCAGAAACUUACAAUGCAGUAAUGAGGACAAUCCAACGAGAUUGUAGAGUAUUACAAAGCUUCAAAAUCAUGGAUUACAGUCUCCUUCUUGCCAUUCAUAAAGUAGAAGAGACUAGUACGAAUGUUGUAGCGAGAUAUAAAAGAUCAAACAGUGAACCUGCGACUGAUAAACCAACAACCAGAGUAGAGACUCCAUCAGGUCAUCUAUCUUCCCCCACUGAUGAUACAACCCUCAUGACAUCUGGCAAUGGACAGUGGGAAACAAGAGCACGUAGUCCUGAGAGCAGCAGCACAUCUCUGUCACGUACUCGAAGUUUAAAAGGAAGGGAAGGCUUCAGUUCAGCUUGGGAAGCAAUCACUGUAGGAAAUGAAACAGAAGAGAGACCGGUUGGUGGUAUUCCAGCUCGUAACGCCAAGGGAGAACGUUUGGUUCUAUUUCUUGGAAUCAUAGAUAUCCUACAAAGUUACAGAAUAGUAAAGAAACUAGAACACGGUUGGAAGGCUCUUCUUCAUGAUGGGGACACAGUGUCAGUCCACAGACCAUCAUUUUACUGCACAAGAUUCCAAGAAUUUAUGUCCAACUUCGUGUUCAAGAAAUCAGCAGCUAAAGCGUCUCCACGGAAGCGUACCGCGGGAGGGUCCAUCCAUCGUGUUCGUUCCGUGUCAGAGAACGAUCGAACCAACCGAGAAAGAACGUUGACUAAUGAUAGUAGCACAUCCGAUAAGGGAAGAUCAAGAUCAUUUACAGAAGCUGAUAAACCUGUUGAGAAAACAAGUCUGAAAAAAACACCAAGUAGCGGAAAUGGCGGCCAAACAGCCGACGAAAGUGCUACAGAUAAAAAAGUAAUCGUUGUUGAUCCUAAAGACGUCUUUCUAGAAGCAGAGGGACCGACUCACUCGGCUCAGGCCUCGACGGCCAGUCAAGAGACUAAAGCGAUGAACCACUAAUUACUUAACUGCCAAAGGUUUGUUUAGUAAUGAACCCAUUUUUUGUUAUGUUGUUUGUUUAUUUUUGCUGAUUCUUUUCUUUCUUUAUUAUUCAUGCUAUUUUUUGUUUUCUUAGGGUUAAGCACUUAUUUUGUUUUGCUUAGCAGCUUUCUAUUCCGUUUAGUUUAGUUUAUUUUGUGCUCCCUUGAGAAAAAAUGAUGUUUUAUCGAUCCCAUUCCCCAACUCAGUAUUAGAACACUAGAAAUUACCUCCCUACAAAUAGUUCUUUGUAAGCUAAGUAGGGUUGAGAAGUUCAAAAUGACUCUAUGUAGGGCCAUGAUACCGAUCCCUCGUGUUCAGUGUGUGUAGUUGGCCGAUUUUGUUCAGUUUUAGAACCCAGUUAGGCCACUGCUUAAAUGGUGAAUGGCUGUUAUUUCCAGGGAAGCGCUGCAGCUCACAGCUGUCUUCGCCGGCAAGUCAGCUUCCAACUACCUGAAGAAGGAGACGUUAUAGAAGAGAAAUGACUUGGGCUCUCAUAAUCAGAGCACGGACUAUCUUGGCGGCGCUCCACCAGAACCGACCGGGUUGUGACACGUGAUUAAGACUUCUUCGAUUACUUAAGACUUUUCGUUGUUUCACAAGAACCUCAUUUUUUAAACUGACCAAAUUAAAACUUAAGUCUUUGUAUAUGCUUAACAAAAGAUGCAGUGUUCUUAAACCAAACUUAGGCAACAUAUGUAGUUAUGAUUUCUUCAGUAACAUGACACAUUUCUUACAUGGUGUACGGUGGUUUGAACCUAUUUAAUGUUAGUUUGAUUGAUUUCCGGUUGUAUUCAGGGGAUUUUAUGCUCUAGGUACAGUUGAUCAAAAAAGUUGAAUGUGUCAGAAAGUGGUCAAAACUGGCACGGAUUACUGAUGCUUCAAGCUGUACUUUAUUAAAUAGUUAAAAUAUGGAACAGUAUUGGCGUUUGCCUAUUGGCCUUGGUUGCUAAUCUGUAACGUUACGGCGAUGGGUGUGUAUUAGCGGGUUGAAGGCGGAUUAAGAAAAAAAGGAAUGGAGCAGUAUUAACGUUUGUUUUAAAUUGUACCAAACUCAGAGAGCUUGCAGGUUAAAUUUCUCUUUGCCGUAAAGUUUGUUCUAUUCUAAUUCCAAAUGAGAUGCACUAGAUCAACGAUUUAGUUCCCAUUAUUAAAGAUAACGUCUAAAAAUAGCAGAUUGUAAGGAUUCAUAUUAAUUUGGUCCAAAGUAAGUCAUGGAAUAAACUCGCAGAAGCUUGUAUCUCUCCGUAUGAGGAUACAGUAGAUUAUUAUUAUCACUAUUAUUAUUAUUGUUAUUGUUAUCGUUAUUAUUUUUACUAACCUUACGGUAAGAAGCCCUCUCAUUAGCUAGCUACCACAUGUAACAGUAUGUUCACUUUGGCCGGAUACAGAACUAAAUUUUCAUUUAUUGUUUUGAAGUCUAGUAGAGCUUGGGAAGUAGGGACCAGGUCAGAAUUAAUUAAAAUUCCUCUAGACUUACAGAAUAUUUUUUAUACUUUUAACACUGAAGUGGUGAAGUAGACGUCGUGAAUUUGUAAAAUUUUACGAUUGUAUUCCCAUGGCAGAAAUAUAUGAGAAUAAAGAUAAAUUACUGAUAUUAAAAUGA
Messenger RNA from Pocillopora damicornis (cauliflower coral), 3671 nucleotides. Its product is annotated as phosphatidylinositol 4-phosphate 5-kinase type-1 alpha. Gene Ontology annotation, molecular function: 1-phosphatidylinositol-4-phosphate 5-kinase activity. Gene Ontology annotation, cellular component: plasma membrane. The record is from RefSeq and is a predicted model, not a curated record. NCBI's taxonomy places the organism in Eukaryota, Metazoa, Cnidaria, Anthozoa, Scleractinia, Pocilloporidae. Gene Ontology annotation, biological process: phosphatidylinositol phosphate biosynthetic process.